AUGCCUUUCGAACAAUUAUCUUACGGAUCUAGAACAUCGAGCUAUGACGAGUCAAUUGUUAACAGUUAUAUUUUAUCGAACGAUAACAAAUCCUCGCAAAAGACUGUCUUGUAUCAGGAGCUCAGACUAAUUGAACGAAAUGAGAGCGAAAUCAAUGGGUGCUGGAAAGGGGCUCAUAUGAUGCUAUUUUUCAUGUCAUUCGUCUUCGGGUCCGUCUGCACAUGCUGCAUUUACAGACUAAGGUUCAUGUUCGGUGAAAAAUGCGUGCUCUACCCUAAGAUCGUAACCCAUUCCACUAUACACCGAAUGGUACAUGAGUUUUUCUCUUUCAAGACUGAAAUACAAGAUUUAGAGUCUGAAAUACCGGUGGAAUUUGUGACCACCCAGUGGGCCGAAAACAGCGUAUGCUACCUGCCGACUUACGUGCCCCUGGUGUCCGGGCUGGCCGGAUUGGUCUGGACCACCAUGUUCCUCAUGUGCUCUUCGGGCACAUCACAUAAUGUCACUGGCGCGCAAAGACACUGGCGCGCGCUGCCAAUCAUGUUCCUGUUCUGUGCCACCAUGGCGGUACUGUGCCUUUACGCGUCAGCGGUCACCCACAGUGGCCUACGGGAUCUAUGCUCUAAAUUGGCCGAUGCCACUAAUUCUCCUAAGUGCGGUUUCACUAUAAACGUGGCCACGCUAGCGUACGACCGCCGCAUCCGCGGCGUGUACCAAGCAACGGUGCUGAGUAUCAUUUCGGCGUGGCUGCACACCGUCUGCUGGGUGCUGUCGACGCUACUCAUCGUGGCGCGCGUGCUGCUCGCCGUCGACUUCACGUUGGUGCACGUCCGGGCACAGCUCGUCGGCAACUUGGACGAUAUACUGCAAAAGCAUGAAAAGCAGAUUCAUUCUUUUAAUGCAGAAGCUGCAAAGCCAUACAAAACUGACAUAGACGAAGAAGAUUCAGAAGAGGAAUUAUAUGCUACAACAAACGCGAAAGGAAAUGAACAUACCCUACCACAACUUUUGGUACUACCGAGCGACAGCAAAUUAGGUGAAUUCGAUGGUAAAAUUCCACAGAUAUUCUCUUCCUCAUUAUCAUUAGUUCCUGAAGAAAGACAAAGAUUACUUGAGAUAUAUAUCCAUGAACUCUUACAUGACCUAUUGAAGAACGUAGGCACACCAGUACUAAGAAGCAGUGCAAUAACUCCUACUAGUACUAGAGCCUUAAACACUCAAAAAGGAAUGCACCUGGACACAGAUGAUGAAAAUGCUAAAAUGUUUGCAAAAGAAUUCACCCAAAAACUUCAUGAGAGACUGACCCGGGAAUUCGAUGACUUCGAACGUCAAAUCAAGUUCAAUUUAAAAAACAAAAGUAUUAAUCGUGACACUGAAGAUGAGAUUGUUUCUGAAGAGUCAGAUGACAAUAAUAUAAGUAACGACAAAACAGAUAAAUAUGAGGAUAAAAUUAUAGAAAAUGAAAAAAGUGCAGAUGUAACUAAAGAAAAUAGUAAAGAUGAUAAAGAGUGGUCUAUUAAACGUUCCUAUGUUCGAUUUAACUUUGAAUCAGAUAGCAUCAGGUUAACUGAAGAAACGAUUGCGAAACUCGAGAGGGAAGACGAGAAGAAAAAUGAAGAGGAUGAACAAAAUAAAUCGGAGGAGCUUCUGAAUCUUAACUUCAAUGAUUCAAACAGCGAUGAUAAGGCAGCCCAAAAAGAUGAAAUAUCAAACAACGAUCUAACAAAAGACGAAGAAAAUGAACAAAAAGAAUCUAAGGAUAAAGACAAACCUCAUCGGAGUAGUGAUGAUGAUGAUGAUGACGAUAGGUCCGCCCCGAAAAAUAAAUCAACAAGCAAAGAUCCAAAGCAAGGGGAAACGAAAUAAGUUGUAAAACAUGAUGAUGACAAAAACCAAAGAAACAGCUGAAGAAGUACUAAAAUACUUAAAGUUAAAAUAUUUCGAGUUAAAGCUAUAU
Molecule: messenger RNA, 1957 nt
Organism: Cydia strobilella
Lineage: Eukaryota; Metazoa; Arthropoda; Insecta; Lepidoptera; Tortricidae
Exons: 6
Coding region: 1-1866 (621 amino acids)
Source: RefSeq, a predicted model, not a curated record